AGGUGGCAGUUGGGUAGGUGAAGGUGGUAAGAACGGAAGGUGUGCUUCUCGUGGUCUCGUUCUCACUUAUAAAGGAACAAACAAACUCCAUCACUUCACUUCUAGAUUCUUCCUUCUCUCAUCUCUUCUCUCUACUACUCGCUAGGGGUGUCCUGAGAUCACAUUCAACAAUGGUUAAGGCUGUGGCAGUUCUUGGUAGCAGUGACACUGUGUCUGGGACUAUUAACUUCAGUCAGGAGGGAGACGGUCCAACCACUGUAACUGGAAAUCUUGCUGGUCUUAAGCCUGGUCUCCAUGGCUUCCAUAUUCAUGCCUUAGGGGACACCACAAAUGGCUGCAUAUCAACCGGACCACAUUUCAAUCCUAAUGGGAAAGAACAUGGUUCCCCUGAGGACCCGAUUCGACAUGCUGGCGAUUUAGGAAAUAUCAAUGUCGGUGAUGAUGGAACUGUAAGCUUCUCUAUUACUGACAAUCAGAUCCCUCUCACUGGACCAAACUCCAUCAUAGGAAGGGCUGUUGUUGUUCAUGCUGAUCCUGAUGAUCUUGGGAAAGGUGGUCACGAGCUUAGCAAAACUACUGGAAAUGCUGGCGGCAGAGUAGCUUGUGGUAUUAUUGGGUUGCAAGGAUAAACCACCACUCUCAACUCCGGGAUACUUGAAGUUGGAAAUGUGUGAUGAUAUAUGUUGAAGCUUUAGAAGAAUAAAAUGCAUGCAUCUCAUCACUUGCUUGUUUAGGUCUGAUCUGUACUGUUGAAUUGUGUGUUUUUCCUUGUAGCGAAAUUUGCAAUUGGUUCUUAAUUUAGUACUUUACCUGAAGUUCGUGGUUAUUGUCAUGCCUGUUUUCACUUUGCAUUGUGAUCUUAAGAAAACAUGAGGUUUUAAUGAUGACUUCAUCAUUGCUGUCAAUAACCUCAACUUAAAAAAAAAGAUAUAGAUAUCAUAACUGAAAGUUUGCAA
Messenger RNA from Cicer arietinum (chickpea), 956 nucleotides. Its product is annotated as superoxide dismutase [Cu-Zn]. Gene Ontology annotation, biological process: superoxide metabolic process. Gene Ontology annotation, molecular function: copper ion binding. Lineage: Eukaryota; Viridiplantae; Streptophyta; Magnoliopsida; Fabales; Fabaceae. The record is from RefSeq and is a predicted model, not a curated record.